GAAGGAUGAAGUCUCCGAUCUCCUAAAUUGUACGAUUACCAUCAGUCUUCUACGCACGUCGACAGGAUUCCCUUCAACCCAACUGGGAGCUGCUGGACAAGUCAAUGAAGGUGCAUCGGUGAAGUGACGCCUUCGUGCAGUGUUACAGCGGCACUUUCCUCCGUUGCCUCCUUCUUCCCGGAUCGGAACAAGCGCAGCGACAAAGAAACUCCAGUCCAGCCCCAGAGACAGUGAUCGGGCUUCGGCCUCAGGUGCAUCUCUGAGGCGGGGCGAGGCGGAGAUCCAGGUGUUGGAGGCAUGGACUGCAACUGCGUCAGUGAUUUGCUGCUCCCCCCUGUGCCCGCUCUUUGGACGCCAGGGUUUGCCUUCCCAGACUGGGCCUACAAGCCCGAGUCGAGUCCUGGCUCCAGGCAGAUCCAGUUGUGGCACUUCAUCCUAGAGCUAUUGCAGAAGGAGGAGUAUCAGGGCGUGAUUGCCUGGCAGGGAGAUUACGGAGAGUUUGUCAUCAAGGACCCAGAUGAGGUGGCCCGGCUGUGGGGGAUAAGGAAAUGCAAACCUCACAUGAACUAUGACAAGCUGAGCAGGGCUCUGAGGUAUUACUACAACAAGCGGAUUUUGCACAAAACCAAAGGAAAGCGUUUCACCUACAAGUUUAACUUCAGUAAGGUGGUGCUGGUGAACUACCCCAUCCUGGACAUGGCCAACUCUCCCUUCUUUCUGGCCCAGAACCACUUUAAUGGAGGUUCUGCCACACCGGACUGCAGCCCAGAGGCCAUACAGUCUUUAUUUCCUCGUUUGCCCGACACUGGCAGAGGAACAUCCCUGUUUGAUCGGGGGACUACGGCACCAGCACCCGAAGGAGAUAAAUUGAGACUGGACACGUUUCCUUUUCUCAGUUCAGGUGCCCCAUGCUACACAAAACCCCCGUCUCUGCUGGGCCCUUACCCUCGCAACCCACCAUUUGACUACCCCUGGGGCUUCAACCCUUACCUCCCAGGGGCCUUCUCUCUCAAUAACUGCCCCAAACUGCCCCCUGGCUCCCUCUACCCCUCCCAGUUUUACCCCAACCCUUUGCAGAGCAGCCUUUCCCAGCUGCCUCACCCCUUCUCCUCCCUGCUACCCCCAGCAGAGGCAGGUGGGGGUGAGAGGGGAGCAGCAGGGCAAACCGGUGGGACAAAUGGCACGGCGGGUGGUCAGCCAGCCAGACUUUGCCUGCCGCCCUACCCGGGAAGCCUGUCAAUGGGUCGGACAGAUAUUGGCAAUGGGGGAGCUCGGGGGGAAAGGGAAAGGGUGGAGGUCAAUCCUCCGGGCACAGGGCUGAGUCUGGGGCUAGGAGCGGUCGGCUUAGGAACCGGAACUGGGACAGGCCAACAGAGCCCCACAGAGAGAAGAGGAGGAGUAAAGCAGGACCCGGAGUCAGACUCAGACCUGGAAAUUACAGAUCUGAGUGACUGCAGCUCGGAGAACGAAAACGAGCAUGAAUUUGGCAUCAGGAAGGAAUCCAGCCUCGCAAACCGAUCGCAGAUCGUGUUGGAUGGAAAGAAAGGAAGCGUGCUGCCGCCCAUCACCUCUCUUCCUCCGCCAGUGUCCCCUCAUCCUCUGAAGAGCCUGAUUCCCAUCACUCCUCCUCCUCCAUCCCUGCCUCCGUCGCUUUCCCCUUCCAUGGCUCUGCAUGAAAGACACAGGGAAACAGAGACUCUCAAAAUGAUACACAGCUAAGACAUUUUGUGAUGCAUCAACCAUCUUACCAGUCGAUACUCUAAUAACUCUCUUCUUCUCUCCUGUCAUUUCUGAUACUUUUUUUUCAGCUUUGAAUGAUUAAACACACAGUCACACUUGAUGGAUUUUUUUUCCCAGAAAAAGCAGUUUUAUCUUUUACUUGUUUCCCUGUUUGCUGUGUAAGUUUUUACUUGACAACUGUCUGUUACAACACUGUCUCGUCCAGCUUUGAAUAUAUUAGGUGAUCAGUUUACAGGGUGUCAUCUACCUGUAUCAUCAUUUUAUCCUUUUUGCUCAGAUCUUUUAAACCAAGCAUUUGCCCCAGGUUGCCAGCAGCAGAACUCUCCAUUUUGCUGUCUGUAGCUGAUCGUUGCAGAGAAGUCAACGAGGUGAUAAAUUACAACACAGCAAUUCUUGUCUUGAGAAAUAUCAACAAACAACAUCCUUUUUCUAACAGAACAAAUAAUACACAGAUCGAUUCAAUUUUACAGAUGUCUUCUAAUUCUUCAGAUUUGGAUUGUAUAGACCAGCUUCAAAGAUAUAUGCAAAUAUUGCCACCUAGUGGUCAUUUCACUGAAAGAAUCACCUCAUCUUUACAAACCUGAGCGAAACAGUGGGCCUUCAUUUAAUUUGUUUAUUUUGCUUUUUUUUUUUUUUUAAAAAAAAAAAAGGUAACUAUUAUUUCUUGUGGGUUCACUUAAAUGCUUAAAAUCUAUAUUUUUUACAGUGUUAACUGUGUCAGUAUGUGAAUAUUUACUUUGUCUGGUGGUUUCUUGCACAUUUUCUAAAAGGAAAGAAAAAGAGAGCAGAGAGCUGGACCAAUUUAAAAUUUGUAGGGAUAUUUCGUGUAUAUAUUUUAAUAUGGUGUACAUGACAUUUAAUUAUUAUUCACUAUGAUAAGAUUUAGCUGUAUUGUUGUGAUUUAAUUCAGUAUUUAAAUAUGUUGGAAAAUUAUAAGCUUAGGUGUAUCAAAGUUUAAAUUAUUAAUGGCAAAAGAUCUGCACUCUGAAGAUGUUUUUCUAUGAUGAGGACAGAGUUCACGCUGGGAAUUGUUUCAGAUUUCCUCAACCCUGGUUAAUUGUGCCCUUUGGUCAUUUUUACCAGAUGCCCAGUGAACAAACCCUUUGGGUUCUAAAUAUAUGCUGGUAGACUUAUUUUUCUACUUAGCAUUCACCCAGUGUAACUGUACUGUAAUUAGUCAAAUGUGAAUAAUAUUGGCCUUUGCAUUUUCUUUUUUAAAUCCUCCCCUUAAACAUGUGUUUUGAUUAUUUUUCAAUCAAUGCUUUUCGUCCAUGCCAGCAGCAGCAGGGAUAUUUGGUCUGCUAUAAGACAUUAAACAGUGGAAAAAAAUAUUUACAAAAACAGUUUAUCUUUGCUCUUCCCAAAUCUAACGAGCAGCAUACUUUCUACGACCCAGUUUUCUCAGCACAGAGUGAACACUAAUGUACAGUUUCUUCACCUUUGCAGCCCAUGGUUUGUCAAGCAGUGGCGGUUUAAUGAUCAGUUGUGAAAGCUCUAUUGUAAAGUUAAUGUAAAGCUCUAUGUUUGUUGAGUUGUUCCAGGAGAGGUCUCCAUUCACCUCCAUGUGAAGUUCACUAAACAACUGCUGUAAAUACUGUUUCCUUUGUGUGUGUAUGUGUGUGUGUGCACAUCCAAAAAUGACAAUGCAGUGAGUUUACUGGUCAUCUUUCUUUGUUUUAUUGUAAAGAGGAAAAAUGGACAGUGCAAAAAGAAGAAAAAGAUUAAUAUCUUCAAAAGCAAUAAAUAUUAUUCUGGAUAGUG
This is a messenger RNA of Melanotaenia boesemani (Boeseman's rainbowfish), 3501 nucleotides long. It is a transcript of the gene erfl1, whose product is annotated as Ets2 repressor factor like 1. Lineage: Eukaryota; Metazoa; Chordata; Actinopteri; Atheriniformes; Melanotaeniidae. The transcript has 7 exons. Gene Ontology annotation, biological process: cell differentiation; regulation of transcription by RNA polymerase II. Gene Ontology annotation, molecular function: DNA-binding transcription factor activity, RNA polymerase II-specific; RNA polymerase II cis-regulatory region sequence-specific DNA binding. Gene Ontology annotation, cellular component: nucleus. The coding region runs from base 298 to 1719 and encodes 473 amino acids. The record is from RefSeq and is a predicted model, not a curated record.